CUAGGCCACGGACUACACUUCCCACAGGCCUCUGCGCCGUUUCGGGCUUCCUUGGCCCUGUGGGCUCAGAGAGAUGUGACUUAAUCUGGACUCUCCAAGAGAGAAAUCUUGAAAAGAACUGGUCAGUUCUUGCAGUUUGAAAACCAUGGCCUGUGAUUCAGUGACAUUUAGGGAUGUGGCCAUAGACUUCUCACAAGAAGAAUGGGAAUUCUUGGACUCCUCCCAGAGAGACUUGUAUAGGGAUGUGAUGUGGGAGAAUUAUAGCAACUUCAUCUCACUAGGACCUUCUAAUUCUAAACCAGAUGUGAUGAACUUAUUGGAUGAAGGGAAGGAUCCGGUGGUUGUGAGGGAAGGGACAAGAGGACACUGCCCUGAUUUGGAAUCAAAAGACAGGAUCAGUACUUUUUCUCCAGAAAAGGACAUUUAUGAAAUAUAUUCGUUCCAAUGGGAACUUAUGGAAAGAAUGAAAAAUUAUAGCCUUCAGAUCUCUAUCUUUAGAAAUGACUGGGGAUGCAAAAAUAAGGUUGAACAGCAAAAAGAACCACAAGAAGGAUAUUUUGGGCCAAUGAAAAUUAAUUCUGAAAAAAUGAUCACUUUCAAAAAGCAUAAUUUUCUUGCUGAGUAUCAAAUAAUUCAUAAUGGGGAAAAGUUAUAUGAAUGUAAGGAAUGCAGAAAGACCUUUAUUCGUCGCUCAACGCUUAGUCAACAUCUAAGAAUUCAUACUGGUGAGAAACCUUACAAAUGUAAGGAAUGUGGACAGGCCUUUAGACAGCGUGCACACCUUAUUCGACACCACAAACUUCAUACAGGUGAGAAGCCCUAUGAAUGCAAGGAUUGUGGGAAGUCCUUCACAGUGCUCCAAGAACUUACUCAACAUCAGAGACUUCAUACAGGUGAAAAGCCCUAUGAAUGUAAGGAGUGUGGAAAAGCCUUUAGAGUACAUCAGCAGCUUGCUCGACAUCAGCGAAUUCACACUGGCGAGAAACCCUAUGAAUGUAAGGAAUGUGGGAAGACCUUUAGGCAAUGUACACACCUUACUCGGCAUCAGCGACUUCACACUUCUGAGAAGCUCUAUGAGUGUAAGGAAUGUGGGAAAGCCUUUGUAUGUGGUCCAGAUCUUAGAGUCCAUCAGAAAAUUCAUUUUGGUGAGAAGCCCUAUGAGUGUAAGGAAUGUGGAAAGGCUUUCAGGGUAUGCCAACAUCUUACUAUCCAUCAGAGUAUUCAUACUGGUGAGAAACCUUAUGAAUGUAAGGAAUGUGGGAAAACUUUUAGAUUAAGGCAACAGCUUGUUCGUCAUCAGAAAACUCAUGAGAAACCUUAUGAAUGUAUGGAAUGUUGGAAGACCUUCAGUAGUUACUCACAACUUAUUUCACAUCAGAGCAUUCAUAUUGGUGAGAGACCUUAUGAAUGUGAAGAAUGUGGGAAGGGCUUUAGGCUUCUCUCACAACUUACUCAACAUCAAAGUAUUCAUACUGGUAAGAAACCCUUUGAGUGUAAGGAAUGUAGAAAACCUUUUAGACUGCUCUCACAACUUACUCAGCAUCAGAGUAUUCAUACUGGUGAAAAGCCUUAUGAAUGUAAGGAAUGUGGGAAGGCUUUUAGACUUUAUUCAUUUCUGACUCAACACCAGAGGAUUCACACUGGUGAAAAACCCUACAAAUGUACAGAGUGUAAGAGAGCCUUUAGACAACAUUCACAUCUUACUAAACAUCAGAAAAUCCAUAAUUGAAUUUAAUACAAGAAGGUCUUCAAAUGUGUGUUGUUAUAUCAAGAAAUUGAUGUUUUGUGAAAUUUUGUAUUGUGUUCACUACUAAGCAUAACAAGUUUUAUAUUGCAGAAAAAAAUAUGUUGCUUUAAAAAGGCCUUUCAUUGAUAUUUACCAUUGCUUAGCCUCAGAAAAUUCAUUUGAGGAUAUAAUGAAUGUUGGGAAAUUUCUUUUUUUAAAAAAAAAGAAUUUAUUUAUUCAUGAGAAAGACAGGUGGGGAGAGAGAGGAAGAACCAGAAAUCAUUCUGGUACAUGUGCUGCCAGAGAUUGAACUCAGGACCUCAUUGUUGAGAAUCCAAUGCUCUAUCCAAUGUACCAUAUCCUGGACCACAGUAUAAGAAAAUUUCUAGCCUUAUCUGUCUCAUUUUCUUUAUUUUUCCCAGUGUUGGACAAGGUCCCUAAAUUUCUGUGCCUCACUUUUGCUCACUUGUAAAAUAGUGGUAAUAGUAUAAAUGUAUAUUAGUUAUUUAUUGUUGUGUAAUAAAUUACUGAAAAUCUAGUAACUUAAUACCCAUGUGUUAUACCAUAGCUGCACUAUAGGUCAGAAGUCUGGACAUAGUUGGUUUCCCUGCUUCAGGAGCUCAUACAAUGCUAAAAAAAUUGUUGUGUUUUUUUCCUAGAGCUGUGUCUACUUUGAAGUCUGAACUGGUGAUGAGAGGGCUCCAUUUCCAUGGUUGUUAACUAAAUUCAUUUUCAUGAGGGUUGUUGCACUGAGGUUCGUAGUUCCUAGCUGACUUUUGGUUUAAGGUUGAUCUCAGUCCCUUUGCAGUUGUUUGCUUCAUCAGUGUGAAAGCCAAGAAGGUGUUAAGAGCCUGCUAGCCUCAUAGAAGUUAUAAUUUUUUGUACUCUGAUCACUAAAGGAACAUCCUAUCAUCUUUCAUGUCUUCUACUGGUAAAAAGCAAGUUCCUAAGUUUCUCUCCAUUCAAGGAAUGAAAAUGACACAAAAGUAUGAGUACCAGGAGGCAAAGAUUUGGUGGGGGAUGAAUUCAGCAUCAGCCUACCACACUGUGUGAUAGGAUUGCUUUAUGGGUUAAGUAGUUGAUUACUUGGAAAAACAGCAUCCACAUAGCAUGAUUUUUGUAAAUGUUAUCUGUCAUCAUUAGUGAAUAAUUUUAGUGAGUUCAUGUCAAGGGAAUAUUCUGUGGAGUAAUAAAUGUAGAAUGAUUCUUGUAAUUGUUACUUAUCUAUAAAAUUUAAGGUUAUUUAUUGUGGAUUAACUCUGGGAGGUUAUAUUGAAACAAUCCUUGUCAUUUGAGCUGCAUCAGAAAUUAGAGCUGAGAAGAAGCAGUUUUAUGAAUUUUAUGUAUGUGAGGUUACUAAAAGUACAACUAUUGAAGAAACAUGAAAAUGAAAUUAUUUCCCUAAAUUCCAAAACAAAUGUUUUAUAAUGUUUUGUCUGAAAAUUGUUCAAGAUAAACUAUCAUAACAAAGGGCGAAGGGUAGACAACAUAAUGGUUAUGUAAACAGACUCUCAUGCAUGAGGCUCCAAAGUCCCAGGUUCAGUCCCCUGCACCACCAUACACCAGAGCUGAACACUGCUCUGGUAAAAAAAAAAAAAAAAAAAAAAAAAGAGAGAAAGAGAGAGAAAACAAACACCCACUGGCAAUAAAUGAAAUUUAAAAAAACUAUCAAAAGAAAGCAAAAAAGGCCACUAGCUACAUGGAAAUUUAAUAUUGUAUGUGUGUGUGUGUGAGAGAGAGAGAGAGAGUGUGUGUCUGUGUAAAACUUGUAUAAAACAAGGAAAACAUCACUCCAAUGUAGUUAGUGUACUUGUUGAUAUCAAAUUGCUCUGUCUUCAAUAAGAGUUGCAUCUUUUGACAUGCCACUAGUAAUUUUGACAUUUUAUUUGAUUAUGAAUGCACGCUUAGAACUGCUUUGGAAGAUACUUGGACACUUAUGGAUCAUUCUAAAAAUAGAUAAGGGAGAAAAUAAGCCACUUGUUUUGAUUUUUUCCUUAUGAACCAGAGUUUAGGGCCACCAAAAGGCUCAUCAAGUUAGUGGUUUUUUUUAUUUUUAUUUUUUUUUAGAGAGAAAUGGAGAAAGGAGGGGAAGACAGAGAGGGGGAGAGAAAGAUAGACACCUGCAGACCUGCUUCCCCACCUGUGAAGCAACUCCCCUGCAGGUGGGGAGCCGGGGGCUCAAACUGGGAUCCUUAUGCCAGUCCUUGCGCUUUGCGCCACGUGUGCUUAACCCACUGUGCUAGAGCCCAACUCUCUUUUUUAAAAUUUUUUUAUAAGUGGGGAUUAAUACAGUGCAUAUAUAUAUAUAUAUUUGUAAUUUGGUAGGACAAAUAAAUUGAAAUGGAGAGAGGAGAUAAAGAGAGUUAGAGAGAUAGAUGCCUGCAGCACUACUUCAACACUCAUGAAGCUUCCCCCAUAUAUGUAGGGACCAGGAACUUAUGCACUUAAUUAGAUGUGCCACUUCCUGGUCCCCCAUGUUUUGUUUGUUUGUUUUGUUUUUGAUUGUUUUAACAAACGUAACCACUAGAUACAGAGAAUUUUUAAACAUAAUUUUCUACUCCCCAGUGGAAAUUAUGGGUCCAGAAAAUAAUCUUUGAAUAGUUAACCUACUAGAUGAAAGGGUUUUUUAAAAAAAAUAUUUAUUUGUUUUCCCUUUUGUUGCCCUUUUUAUUGUUGUUGUAGUUGUUGUUAUUGAUGUCAUCAUUGUUGUAUAAGAUAGAGAGAAAUGGAGAGAGGAGGGGAAGACAGAGCAGGAGAGAAAGACACCUGUAGACCUGCUUCACCACUUGUGAAGCAACUCCCCUACAGGUGGGGAGCCGGGGGCUCGAACCGGGAUCCUAGGCCGUUCCUUGGGCUUCACGCCAUGUGCGCUUAUCCCGCUGCUACUGCCCCACUCCCUAGAUGAAAGGUUUUAUAGUAAGAAACUUACAGAGAAUUUAUCAAACCAAAAGUCAUUUGGUCAAUUUUAAUUUCUAUAAAAGUGGGACUAUCACACAAUAUGCAAUUCUUAUAUAUUCUGAUAUAAUGUAAUAGAUAGCACAUGUCUCUACCUUUGAAACUUUGUUGCCAAAAUAGUGAAUUUUCAAGAAUUUAUUUAUUUAUUCAUGAGAAAGAUAGGAAAGAGAGAGAACCAGACUUCACUCUGGUACAUGUGCUGCUGGGGAUUGAACUUGCGACCUCAUGGCUGAGAAUCCAGUAUUUUAUCCACUACGCCACCUCCUGGA
Messenger RNA from Erinaceus europaeus (western European hedgehog), 4950 nucleotides. RefSeq names its product zinc finger protein 14 homolog. Gene Ontology annotation, biological process: regulation of transcription by RNA polymerase II. The coding region runs from base 146 to 1729 and encodes 527 amino acids. The transcript is spliced from 5 exons. Gene Ontology annotation, molecular function: RNA polymerase II transcription regulatory region sequence-specific DNA binding; DNA-binding transcription factor activity, RNA polymerase II-specific. The record is from RefSeq and is a predicted model, not a curated record. NCBI's taxonomy places the organism in Eukaryota, Metazoa, Chordata, Mammalia, Eulipotyphla, Erinaceidae. Gene Ontology annotation, cellular component: nucleus.